GACUGGUUUGCAUUGAGCAUUUCUUUUUUAUAAAGGCACAGUAGCAUUUAAAGCCUUUUAGAAAAGUGAAGACUAGAGGCAGUCUCCAGAAGAUAAACAUACAGAGCUACUGAAGAAAUAACAGUUUUCACGUUCUUACACUGCAGUACAUCCGUGGAACUCAUCCAUCAUGAAGCUGAAUCAUUUUCUUCUGCUGUGUCUCACUGGUUUUGUCUCAAUCACCCUGCAAGAUGACCGCCAUCAAUAUUAUUUGAUCAAAAAUCUAGCGACAUGGUCAGAUGCGCAAAGUUAUUGCAAGAGCAAUUAUGACAAUUUAGCUACAGUGCAGACUGACGAUGACUGGGAAAGGUUCAAUAUUGAGGCAGAAAGUAAAGGUGUGCCAGCGACUGGCUGGAUCGGACUGUACAACAAUGUCAACACCUGGUACUUGAUCAAUAAUGGCAUUGGGGUGUAUAUCAGUCGAUCAUUUUGGGCUCCUGGACAGCCUGAUAAUGCUGGUGGGAAUCAAGCCUGUGGUGCAAUAAACGCAAGUGGAUACUGGCUCGAUUAUUACUGCGGUGAUCAGAAACCCUUCAUAUGUUACGAUGCUAUCCAAGGGUUUGUUGCUGUCAAUUCUAGCAUGUAUACCUUUGGACAAACUCUUUGGUACUGCCAAACACAUCACAAAGAUAUUGCCAGCCCAUUAAAUGAAACACAGAACAAUGAGUUACAGCAGUUGGCGAUGCUCCAGGGCACUUCUUGGAUUGGCCUAUUUAGGUCGACUUGGAAAUGGUCGGACUCAACUACACCGACAACUCUCCGGUGGGCGCCUGGCUUUCCAAAUAAUGUUGAUCACAAUGACAACUGUGCUUCAGCUAAUAACAGCCUGAUAGUGGAUAGACAAUGCAACAGCCAAUUCUAUUUCUUCUGCCACACAAAGUAUAUACAGAAAACUCAAACACUGAAACUGAAGAUUAAAGGAGACAAGAGUGUGUUUGAUCCUGCUGUUCAGUCAGCCAUUUUACAGCAGCUCACAUUGAAACUGAAUGACCAUGGCCUAUCGAGGGAUACACAAGUGGCCUGGAAGGUGCAACAAGAUGGAAGCAUCUUUUACAAGAAAAGCAAAGAUGACCUGUAAACAAAACUCUCACAUACUUCUCAGCCUAUAACUUUAAAAUUCUGUGUCAAGUUCUGUUGUGGGACAUUUUCAUGUAAAAGGCCCAUAAAUUAAAUUCAAUUUCAAUUCAAUCUUAUUUGUAUAGAGAUUUUAACAACAGACCAAAAUCGAGAAGUAGAUUAAUACUUAGGUCUAUGAUCAUGUUAAGAUGAACAGACUCAUAAAGGGACCAUAUAAAACACAGCAGCACAACUACAAUAUACGUACUACAAAAAUUACAUUGUUAGGGCCAAGCAUUCAGAGUUCAAGCCAUGAAUGUUUUGAAGCUUGCUCUGGAUGUUUUCAUCAGAACUUUAGUUGGGGAUUUACUUCAUAUCAAUGGUAAUUAAGUGUCAGACUGGAAAAGAGUUGCUGUUCCUCAAUUGAUAGUUAACUUGAAUGCAUAUGAACAAGGGCAUUCAAAUUAAAAGCACACAAAGUACAAAAUAUAGAUU
Molecule: messenger RNA, 1590 nt
Organism: Ictalurus punctatus (channel catfish)
Lineage: Eukaryota; Metazoa; Chordata; Actinopteri; Siluriformes; Ictaluridae
Product: macrophage mannose receptor 1
Exons: 6
Coding region: 170-1117 (315 amino acids)
Source: RefSeq, a predicted model, not a curated record